UUCAUGUCGCAACAAGCCAGACGCAACGGCAGUUGAUAAAGUGGUACAUCUUAUAACACAAAAAAAAAAAAAACGCGAGUGUUUGAAUUCAAUUUUGAAUUUAGCGUAAUUAGCUAAAACAAGAAAAAAACCCAAAAGCUAGAUCGAUCAAUUGGCAAUCGAUAAUUUGAACAGUGAGCAAAGGAGAAAGCGCGCACAAGAAGGAGUGACAAAAGAUUGCGCAAAUUGUGACUGCAAAUCAACAAAAUGUGCAAAUGAACAUUGAAAAAAAGUGCAACAAAGACAACUUACACAGCAAAGAGUGUAAAAAAGUUCAUAAUAUAUCAAAGCUGCAAAUAAUACACUGCAAUUAAUUAGCAUUGCAAUCUAACCUCAAAGCGCAAAAGGAAUACAACUCAAAAACAAAAUGGUAUCACACUAUUAUAAUUCACUGCCCUACACGCAAAAGCACAGCGCUGCAAACUUGGCCUACGCCUCGGCAGCCGCCGCUGGCCAGCCCUGGAACUGGACACCCAACUACACGCCGCCAAAUCAUCAAUUCCUGGGCGAAGUGGACUCGCCGCAUGCUGCCCAUCAUGCCCAUCAGAUGUACUACAGUCCACAUCAUAUGUUCCAUUCCGCUGCAGCGGCCGGCGCAGGAGAGUGGCAUUCACCCGCUUCGAGCACAGCGCCAGGCGAUAACUUUGCCCACAAUCCUGUGCCCACAACGGCGCAUCAGCUCAUGCAGCAUCAUCAUGCGCACAUAAGCAGCGGCUUGGCCAGCGGUGGCAGCAGCAGUUCCGCCAGCUCCGGCAGCACCAGCUCGCCUGUAGUGGGUGCAAGCGCUGGCGCCACACAGCUCAACGAAACCAAUGGCAGCAUUGGCGCAGAAACUGCAGCACACCAGCAUCAUCAGCAACAACAGCAGCAGCAGCAGCAACAGCAACUUGCUGCUGAGGGUUUGCCAUCGCCACCAAUUACUGUGUCGGGCAGUGAGAUUUCAAGUCCGGGUGCGCCCAAUUCAGCAUCGUCGCCGCAUCACUUGACUCAUCAUUUGGCAACAGCGGGCAGCAAUAACAACAACAACAACAGUCCCUCGACACACAACAAUAAUAACAAUAACAACAGCAUUACGGCCAACAACAAUCAUCGCGGAUCGCCGGCCAAGGCGCAGUACUACGAAUGGAUGAAGAAACCUUCAUAUCCCGCACAGCCACAACCAGGCAAAACACGCACCAAGGACAAAUAUCGCGUCGUCUACACGGACUUUCAGCGUCUGGAGCUGGAGAAGGAAUACUGCACAUCACGCUACAUCACCAUACGCCGCAAGAGCGAGCUGGCGCAAACGCUGUCGCUGUCGGAGCGGCAGGUGAAGAUCUGGUUCCAGAAUCGACGCGCCAAGGAACGCAAGCAGAACAAAAAGGGCGAUCCGAAUGUAAUGGGCGGAGUGCAGCACACGGACUACAGUCAGCUGCUGGAUGCAAAGACGAAGCUGGAGCCGGGCCUGCAUCUGCAGCAUCCGCUGCACUCGAUGAAUCCAAUGGCUGCCAUGAAUAUACCCGCCAUGCGUCUGCAUCCGCAUCUGGCGGCGCACAGUCACAUGGCCGCGGCGGCAGCGGCGCAUUCGCAUCAGCUCCAGCAUAGCGCCGUCGGCGUGGGCACGCUCUCAAUGUGACAUGACUAUAACAGCGGCUAUAACAACAACAAUAAUAAUAAUAAUACUAAUAAUAAUCAUAAUAUUAUUAAUAAUAAUGUCGUCGAGGGC
Messenger RNA from Drosophila busckii, 1744 nucleotides. RefSeq names its product homeotic protein caudal (gene cad). Gene Ontology annotation, cellular component: nucleus. The transcript has 2 exons. Gene Ontology annotation, biological process: anterior/posterior axis specification; embryo development; regulation of transcription by RNA polymerase II. Lineage: Eukaryota; Metazoa; Arthropoda; Insecta; Diptera; Drosophilidae. The coding region runs from base 407 to 1654 and encodes 415 amino acids. The record is from RefSeq and is a predicted model, not a curated record. Gene Ontology annotation, molecular function: DNA-binding transcription factor activity, RNA polymerase II-specific; RNA polymerase II transcription regulatory region sequence-specific DNA binding.